Molecule: messenger RNA, 2707 nt
Organism: Puntigrus tetrazona (Sumatra barb)
Lineage: Eukaryota; Metazoa; Chordata; Actinopteri; Cypriniformes; Cyprinidae
Exons: 7
Coding region: 843-2405 (520 amino acids)
Source: RefSeq, a predicted model, not a curated record
UCAGUUGUGUACGUCCACGUUUUUUGGGAUUUUCCGUUAUUUGUCCACGUGUUACUGUAAUAUUCAUAGGUGGAAUCUGAGGAAAGCGCGGGAAAAUAAACAACUUCUGCUGGUCGGGUGUGUGAGUGGUUUUCCCUUCAAAUAAGAUAAGCUCCAUUAAUAGUAGAUGCACGUACGCAAUGCGAGUUGAAGUGACCACAGAUGUCAAGAUGUGAGGAUAAAUUCUCUAUGAGGUUUAUUAUCUUGUUAUAGUUGCAUCAUAUGACCGGGUUAAGCAAUAUCACACGAGUAAACGUGCUCUUUUCCACGAUUGCAAAUGUGAUAUUGCUUAUAUGCGACAGUUCAACAAACAAGACGGUAAUGCCGAGUCACAUAUUAGACAUUAUAUUGUUUGGUUUUGCUAUCCAUUGCUUAACAAUGAACGUAAUAUAAAUCCGAAGAAGAACACAAGGUGGUGUUUUGUUGCUGAACGAAUCAGCAUUUUUGAACAAAUCGUGCGAGUCAGUGAUUCAAAGACUCGUUGAUAAACACACUCAUUUGUUUCGUUUCUGAAUCAGUCAGCCGGUUGAAUGAACGAUUCAGUGACUCACUCAUUGAGACAAUGGCUUUCCUGGAUGUUUUAGUUUUAUAUUUAAUGUUUCCAAUCUUUUAUUAGUUUUCACACAAGGCCAAAAUUCAUUUGAAAACGUAAAAUCAGCAAAAGCUUGUCGAUUUUUGUGAUAAUAAAGGAGCCGGACGUGUGAGCGGAAACUGGCUAGGGUGGAGGGGAAGACACAGCAGAUAAAUAUCACACUUCAGUCCUGAGUGCUUUUAGACAUCACUGUUGUGGGUUUUCUCCGUGAAUGUUUUCUAUUACCGAACCAGUUUUGACGAGUUUGUCUUUUCGUGAGAUCCGUGGACUGAAACCGGUGAAGAUGUUUUGGGUCGUUUCAUUGUGUUUGCGUUUGUGGCAUCUGGUCGGUGCGUUUGGUGGUAAAGUGGAGUCGGUGUCAGAGGUGGUUGGAAACUCAGUCACUCUCAACUCUGAUCUUACUGAAUUGAUGGACGGUGAUGAGAUUCAGUGGAGGUUUGGGAAUCAAAACACUUUAAUCGCUGAAAUCAACAAACAGACCGACAGCACGACUGUAUAUGAUGAUGUUCUUGACGGGAGAUUCAGAGACAGACUGAAGCUGGACAAUCAAACUGGAUCUCUGACCAUCAUGAACAUCACAACUCAACACGCUGGGCGUUAUAAAAUACAGACCAACAAAAUAAAUAAGAGUUUCAAAAUCACAGUAAUUGGCGUAGAGGAGUCGCUGUCAGUGAAGAAGGGAGAUUCAGUCACUCUCAGCUCCGGUCGUACCGAAUUAACGGACGAUGAUGUGAUUCAGUGGAAGUUUUUAACCGAAAAUUCUUUAAUCGCUGAAAUCAACAAACAGACCGGCAUCACGACUGUGUAUGAUGAUGUUCUUGACGGGAGAUUCAGAGACAGACUGAAGCUGGACGAUCAAACCGGAUCUCUGACCAUCACAGACAUGAGAAUCACAGACUUCGGAGGUUAUCGGCUAUAUUCCAAUAUUAUGGAGAUUACGUUCUUCCUCGGUGUCCAUAGUGAAAUAUCAGCGAUGGAGGGAGAGUCAGUCACUCUCAACAAUGAUCUUACUGAAGUACGGAGCGGUGGUGUUAUUCUGUGGCGGUUUAAAAGUGAAAAUGCUUUAUUAGCUAAAAUCAGCAAUCCGAAUGCCAUCUUGGCUGUAUGUAAUGAUGAUGUUUUUGACGAGAGAUUCAGAGACAGACUGAAGCCGGACAAUCAAACUGGAUCUCUGACCAUCAUGAACAUCACAAUGAAUCACGCUGGAGAUUAUGAACAAUGGGCUAACGAACUGAAUGCGAUUUUCAGUCUCACUGUCUUUACUCGUCUGCCUGUUCCCGUCAUCAGCAGUAACUCCUCAAACUGUUCUUCAUCUUUUUCGUCAUCAUCUUGUUCGUUGUUGUGUUGGGCGGUGAACGUGGGUCAUGUGACUCUCUCCUGGUACAAAGGAAACAGUUUAUUGUCCAGCAUCAGUGUGUCUGAUCUCAGCAUCAGUCUCUCUCUACCUCUGGAGGUGGAAUAUCAGGAUAAAAACAUCUACAGCUGUGUGAUCAACAACCCCAUCAGAAACCAGACCACACAUCUGAACAUCAGCAGACUCUGUCACACGUGUUCAGGCUCUGAACACUGCUGUGGUUUUACUGAAGCUGUGAUCCGAUUGGUCCUCUCCGCUCUGGUGGGCGUGGCUACGGUCACUAUUCUUGUUUAUGACAUCAGAUCCAGAAGAAAUCAACGAGAUCAAAUACACGUUCACACAGCAGAUACGACGUGUGUGCAACAGAGCCUUUCUGAGAGGAGACCAGCGUCUGGUUCUUUUGAAGCUGACUGCUUGUAGAACCAAAAGUGAUCUGGAUGAAGACACAAUCAUCACAGGGAGGAACCUUUUAUCAAAUAUUGCAUGAUUUAUUAAUAUUAGAUCUGAUGAUUCUACGUUGUGCCGACCACAGCACUCGGGACUUUGUUCCUCCUUUCCUUUGCCUUUUCAAAGCAUUUGCUCAUUUUCGUUUUUUCGCUCCACAGUGAAAUUUCUUCUUUUAAUGCUGCAGCAGAUGCACUGUGCUUUUACUGUCUCUAUCUCUGAGAUUAUUGCACUAUACUGAGACUAAAACAAGUCUAAUAGUGCUGUUAGUAAUCCUA